CGGGCGGCUUUGGGUAAUGGCAGCGCUGUGAGGACGGAGCGGGGCAGCGACCGCGGCCGAGGGCAGGAGCGAGGGAGGCCGGGCGGGGGUCGCUGACUCGGGCCCCGGGCCGCCAGAUUAACACUAAAGCCCCACAAUGUCCUUGAAACCACGAGUAGUUGACUUUGAUGAAACAUGGAACAAACUUCUAACGACGAUUAAAGCCGUUGUUAUGUUGGAUUAUGUUGAAAGAGCAACGUGGAAUGAUCGCUUCUCAGACAUUUAUGCUUUGUGUGUGGCCUAUCCUGAACCUCUUGGAGAGAGACUUUAUACUGAGACUAAAAUUUUUUUGGAAAAUCACGUACGCCAUUUGCACAAGAGAGUUCUGGAAGCUGAAGAACAAGUACUGGUUAUGUAUCACAGAUACUGGGAAGAGUAUAGCAAAGGGGCAGACUAUAUGGACUGUUUAUACAGGUACCUCAACACACAGUUUAUUAAGAAGAACAAAUUGACUGAAGCUGAUCUUCAGUAUGGCUAUGGAGGGGUGGAUAUGAAUGAACCUUUGAUGGAAAUUGGAGAGCUAGCUCUUGAUAUGUGGAGAAAAUUAAUGAUUGAGCCACUGCAGGCCAUCCUUAUUCGGAUGCUCCUCCGAGAAAUAAAAAACCCAAGCACUCCUCCUACAAGGCAAGCUGAAUAUCAACUUAAGCAUUUUUGUUCCAACACAAAAGGAAGCCGACAAGAUCUUGAAUUUGAUCGCUGUGGAGAAGACCCAAACCAGAAAGUAAUCCAUGGGGUUAUUAACUCCUUUGUUCAUGUUGAACAGUAUAAGAAAAAAUUCCCCCUAAAGUUUUAUCAGGAAAUUUUUGAGUGUCCUUUUCUGAAUGAAACAGGGGAGUAUUAUAAACAAGAAGCUUCAAAUUUAUUGCAAGAGUCAAAUUGCUCUCAGUACAUGGAGAAGGUUUUAGGUAGAUUAAAAGAUGAAGAAAUGAGGUGUCGGAAAUACUUGCAUCCCAGCUCAUAUGGCAAAGUGAUUCAUGAAUGCCAACAGAGGAUGGUAGCUGAUCACUUGCAGUUUCUACAUGCAGAAUGUCACAAUAUUAUCAGACAAGAGAAAAGAAGUGACAUGGCAAAUAUGUAUACUCUGCUUCGUGCUGUGUCAAGUGGUUUACCUCAUAUGAUUCAGGAACUACAAAACCAUAUCCAUGAUGAGGGCCUUAGAGCAACCAGCAAUCUUUCUCAGGAAAAUAUGCCAACUCAGUUUGUGGAGUCAGUUUUGGAAGUACAUAGUAAAUUUGUGCAACUCAUCAACACUGUUUUGAAUGGUGAUCAACACUUUAUGAGUGCCCUCGACAAGGCUUUGACAUCAGUAGUUAACUAUAGGGAGCCCAAGUCGAUCUGCAAAGCACCUGAGUUGCUGGCCAAGUACUGUGACAACUUGUUGAAGAAAUCAGCAAAAGGAAUGACAGAGAAUGAAGUAGAAGACAAACUUACAAGUUUCAUUACUGUUUUCAAAUACAUUGAUGACAAAGAUGUAUUCCAAAAGUUCUAUGCCAGAAUGUUGGCAAAAAGAUUAAUUCAUGGUUUGUCUAUGUCUAUGGAUUCUGAAGAAGCCAUGAUAAAUAAACUAAAGCAAGCCUGUGGUUAUGAAUUUACCAGCAAGCUCCACCGAAUGUAUACAGACAUGAGUGUUAGUGCUGAUCUCAACAAUAAAUUCAACAACUUUAUCAAAAACCAGGACACGAUUAUAGAUUUGGGAAUUAGCUUUCAGAUAUAUGUUCUACAGGCUGGUGCAUGGCCUCUAACUCAGGCUCCUUCUUCUACAUUUGCAAUUCCUCAGGAACUGGAAAAAAGUGUACAGAUGUUUGAAUUAUUUUACAGUCAGCAUUUUAGUGGAAGGAAGCUUACUUGGUUACAUUAUCUUUGUACAGGUGAAGUAAAAAUGAACUAUUUGUGCAAACCUUAUGUAGCCAUGGUCACAACAUACCAAAUGGCAGUGUUGCUUGCCUUCAACAACAGUGAGACUGUCAGUUACAAGGAACUUCAGGACAGCACACAAAUGAAUGAGAAGGAACUGACAAAAACCAUCAAAUCUUUGCUUGAUGUCAAAAUGAUAAACCAUGACUCAGACAAGGAAGACAUAGAGACAGAGUCUACGUUUUCAUUAAAUAUGAACUUCAGCAGUAAACGAACAAAAUUUAAAAUUACAACAUCAAUGCAGAAAGACACACCACAGGAGAUGGAGCAGACCAGAAGUGCUGUGGAUGAAGACAGAAAAAUGUAUCUCCAAGCUGCUAUAGUCCGUAUCAUGAAAGCACGUAAGGUGUUGCGACAUAAUGCUCUAAUUCAGGAGGUAAUCAGCCAAUCAAGAGCUAGGUUUAACCCAAGUAUCAGCAUGAUUAAGAAGUGUAUUGAAGUUCUGAUAGACAAACAGUACAUAGAGCGAAGCCAGGCCUCUGCAGACGAAUACAGUUAUGUAGCAUGAUGUUGCUAUCCUGCAGGUAUGAUUGUAAGGAGAUCAUUGCUCUCACUGUUUGGUGUGUUCCUGUGGGAAGAGGCAGGCCUGUGCCUCCAUAAUUGGUCACUUGGCAGCCCCUGUUUUUCUGCUGUUUACAACAUCACCAGUGCCAUGUCAUGAGCGUCAAUGAAAAUGCCUAUAGAUAUUUCAAGCUCAUGUCAUUAUGACAUUUCUUAAAACUUUACUAAAAGAAUGAGUGAAGUAUUGCUGAAAUGUGAUGAAUUGGUUGGGUACCAUGCUUUUUUUUUUUCCCCCCCCCUCCCCUUUCACGUUUGCAGUUGAUGUUUUUUAAUGUAUCUUAAGACAAAGUAAAAAAAAAAAAAAAAUCACACAAAAAACCUAAAUAUUGUAAUAUGACAGAUAACCUAAUAAUUGUAUCUACAUUAAAAUGUAAAAAAAAAUGACGAACAUGAUACUGCUGCUUGUCAAAUAAAAAAAUAAAGUUAUAUAAUGUGUCUCGAAUGAUUGUAGAGCUGGAUAUAGCAUUAAUGUCUGUAAAUAUUAUUCAGGCCUGAAGAGUAAAAAUAAUGUUAUGUGUUUGGGUUUUGGAUAACCUCAGAAGUAGAUCUGACGUAAGAACUAAUUUAUAUAAAACUGAAUACCAGGUAUGUCAUGUUUGAUGUGAUUAUAAAAAAAAUAUUUAUGGUUAA
Lepidothrix coronata (blue-crowned manakin) is the source of this 3144-nucleotide messenger RNA. RefSeq names its product cullin 2 (gene CUL2). Gene Ontology annotation, molecular function: ubiquitin protein ligase binding. Gene Ontology annotation, cellular component: SCF ubiquitin ligase complex; Cul2-RING ubiquitin ligase complex. NCBI's taxonomy places the organism in Eukaryota, Metazoa, Chordata, Aves, Passeriformes, Pipridae. Gene Ontology annotation, biological process: protein ubiquitination; SCF-dependent proteasomal ubiquitin-dependent protein catabolic process. The record is from RefSeq and is a predicted model, not a curated record. The coding region runs from base 137 to 2461 and encodes 774 amino acids. The transcript is spliced from 22 exons.